GUGUAAUCGCCGCGCCUCUAGUGUUUUUACAAAUUUGUUUUUAUCCUAUUUCCUAUUUUUUAGAGAGAAAAAUCUCACAUUCACAUCAUUUAAUGUCCAAUGGGUGUGAGCAUUAAAGUUAUAGUAUUGCACCCAGAAAACGUGUGAGGAAAUGAUUCGCGUAAAUAGCAGGAAACUAAGUAACUAACGGGAAGUAAAGAUCAGUGUUUGAAUCAUGGCAGGCACAGAUAGAGUUUCCAUGAAUGAUGCCUUAUCAAAUGUAGAAGUACUAGAUGAGUUGCCUUUACCUGAUGAACAACCAUGUAUAGAGGCUCAACCAUGUAGUGUUGUUUAUCAAGCUAACUUUGAUACUAAUUUUGAAGAUCGAAAUGGAUUUGUUACUGGAAUUGCCAAAUAUAUUGAGGAGGCGACAGUUCAUGCUAGUCUUAAUGAAUUAUUAGAUGAAGGGCAAGAACAUGCGGUCAUGUUAUAUACUUGGAGAUGUUGUUCGCGUGCAAUACCCCAACCAAAAUCAAAUGAACAGCCUAAUAGGGUGGAAAUCUAUGAAAAAACUGUAGAAGUGUUGGCACCUGAAGUGAAUAAAUUGUUGAAUUUUAUGUACUUCCAGAGAAAGGCGAUUGAGAGAUUCUCCCAAGAAGUUAAAAGGUUAUGUCAUGCAGAAAAAAGAAAAGACUUUGUGUCUGAGGCAUAUCUCCUUACUCUAGGCAAAUUUAUAAACAUGUUUGCUGUAUUGGAUGAACUGAAAAAUAUGAAAUCUAGUGUGAAAAAUGAUUAUUCUACAUAUAGAAGAGCAGCUCAGUUUUUAAAAGUCAUGUCAGAUUCUCAGACCUUGCAAGAGUCACAGAAUUUAUCCAUGUUUCUAGCAACACAAAAUAAGAUCAGAGACACAGUGAAAGAAAACCUGGAAAAGGUUCCAGGAUAUGAAGAGCUUCUUGCGGAUGUUGUGAAUAUUUGCGUUCAUAUGUUUGAAUCAAAAAUGUAUCUCACCCCAAGUGAGAAACAUAUGCUUGUAAAAGUAAUGGGCUUUGGUCUGUUUUUAAUGGAUAGUGAAUUAUGCAAUAUUAAUAAAUUGGACCAGAAGAAAAAGCUUAAGCUGGAUAAAAUUGAUAGGAUUUUUAAGAAUUUGGAAGUUGUUCCGCUAUUCGGUGACAUGCAGAUUGCACCUUUCAAUUAUAUAAAAAGGAGCAAACAUUUUGACGCAAGUAAAUGGCCAUUAUCAAGUAGCCAAACUCCUUCCCCACAAGCUGAUUUAAUGGUGCAUUUGCCCCAAAUUCGUGAAGAUCAUGUGAAGUACAUUUCAGAACUCUCUAGAUAUUCUAAUGAAGUAACUACUACUUACAAAGAGUGUGGUACUGACACUGAGAAUAAGGAAACUGCUGAUCUUGCUUUACGAGGGUUACAGUUGCUUUCUGAGUGGACUAGUGUGGUAACUGAACUUUACUCAUGGAAGCUUUUACACCCUACUGAUCACCAUCAGAACAAGGAUUGUCCCAAAGAAGCUGAGGAGUAUGAAAGGGCAACAAGGUACAAUUAUACUGAAGAAGAAAAGUUUGCCCUUAUUGAAGUGAUAGCCAUGAUUAAAGGCUUGCAGGUGUUGAUGGCCAGGAUGGAAACUGUUUUUACAGAUGCGAUUAGGAGGAAUAUUUAUUCUGAAUUACAAGAUUUUGUACAAAUUAGUCUAAGGGAGCCUUUAAGGAAAGCAGUGAAAAACAAAAAGGAUCUUAUAAGAAGUAUUAUCAUGUCUGUGAGGGAAACAUGUGCAGACUGGCAAAGAGGUAUUGACCCUAACCAAGAUCCUGCUUUGAAGGGUAAAAAAGAUCCAGAUGGUGGUUUUAAUUUGAGGAUACCCAAGAGAAAUGUUGGGCCUUCCUCAACUCAACUUUAUAUGGUUAGAACUAUGCUGGAAUGCUUGAUAUCAGAAAAAUCCGGCGGCAAAAAGACUUUACGAAAAGACAUUGAUGGAUCUUAUCUCGUACAAAUUGAUCAAUUUCACAAGACUUCGUUUUACUGGAACUACCUUCUCAGUUUUAGCGAAUAUUUACAGAAAUGUUGUGACCUGUCACAAUUGUGGUACAGAGAAUUCUACCUUGAAAUGACAAUGGGUAGAAGAAUAAACAAAUGUACAGUAAGACACCAACAUAAUGAAGAGUGCAGUGAUUUAAUAACCAUGGAAAAAAGAAUUCAGUUUCCUAUUGAGAUGUCUAUGCCUUGGAUAUUGACUGAUCACAUAUUAAAGACCAAAGAACCAUCAAUGAUGGAAUAUGUACUAUACCCACUUGAUCUUUAUAACGAUAGUGCUGUAUAUGCAUUAACGAUAUUCAGAAAACAGUUUCUGUAUGACGAAGUUGAAGCUGAAGUUAAUCUGUGUUUUGACCAGUUUGUAUUCAAGCUAAGCGAACAAAUUUUUGCGUAUUAUAAGCAGCUAGCAGCAAGUAUAUUUUUGGAUAAAAGAUUUAGAGUCGAAUGUUCAGCAAUAGGGGCAUAUCUGUUGCCCUAUCCACGAGCAAAUAGAUAUGAAACGUUACUGAAACAAAGGCAUGUGCAAUUAUUAGGUCGAUCUAUAGACCUAAAUAAAUUAAUUACCCAGAGAAUUAAUGCCGAUAUGCAAAAGUCUUUAGAUUUAGGUAUAAGUAAGUUUGAGGCUGGAGAUAUCACUGGGGUAGUCGAAUUGGAUGGACUUUUACAAGUCAAUCGAUUGUGCCAUAAAUUGUUAAGCAAAUGGUUGGCACUCGAUGAUUUUGACUCUAUGUUUAGAGAGGCAAAUCAUAAUGUUCUUGCCCCCUAUGGCCGAAUAACUUUGCAUGUUUUUUGGGAACUGAAUUAUGAUUUUUUACCAAGUUAUGUGUAUAACGCAGCAACGAAUAGGUUUAUUAAAUACAGAGGUGUCUCAUUUGCUCAUCCAGUAACUAGGGACCGACCUCCCCAAAUGUCUCACCACUAUCUUUGGGGAACUAAACAGCUAAACUUAGCGUACACAGCGCAAUAUACUCAAUAUUCAGGAUUUGUAGGACCUCAACACUUUCACACUAUUUGCAAGCUUCUGGGUUAUCAAGGAAUUGCUGUAGUCAUGGAGGAGCUUUUAAAAAUUGUAAAAAGUCUGAUUCAAGGCAACUUGUUACAAUUUACUAAAACUCUUAUGGAAGCUAUGCCUAAGGCAUGCAAGCUUCCAAGAUAUGACUAUGGAUCACCAGGCGUGCUUGGUUAUUACCAUGCUCAACUUAACGAUAUUGUUCAAUAUCCUGACGCAAGAACAGAAUUGUUCCAUAACUUUAGAGAAUUUGGCAAUAUUAUUUUGUUUUGUUUGCUCAUGGAACAAGCUUUAUCACAAGAAGAAGUUUGUGACCUUCUGCAAGCGGCACCUUUUCAAAAUAUCUUGCCAAGGCCAUUCUGCAAGGAGGGCGAGAAGUUAGAAACUAAGCAAAAACGAUUAGAAGCUAAAUAUGCUGCCUUACAAAUCGUUCCUAAUAUUGAAAAAUUAGGAACGGCAAAACAAGCCAUGAUAUCAAGAGAGGGAGAUUUAUUGACAAGAGAAAGACUGUGUUGUGGUUUGUCCAUUUUUGAGGUUGUUCUCAAUAGACUAAAAAGUUUCCUUGACGAUCCGGUUUGGGUUGGGCCUCCUCCUGCAAAUGCUGUAAUGAAUGUAGAUGAAUGCACUGAAUUCCAUAGACUAUGGUCGGCUUUACAAUUCGUUUACUGCAUUCCUGUUAGCGAAAAUGAAUAUACUGUUGAGGAAAUGUUUGGUGAAGGCCUUCAUUGGGCUGGUUGUACAAUGAUAGUACUUUUAGGGCAGCAAAGAAGGUUCGAAGCCUUAGAUUUCUGUUACCACAUUCUUAGGGUACAAAGAGUGGAUAUGAAAGACGAAACUGUAAAAGGAAUUAAUUUAAAAAGGAUGUGUGACAGGAUUCGCCGCUUCCAAGUACUAAAUUCCCAAAUUUUCGCGAUUCUAAAUAAAUUCCUUAAGUCGGGCGAAAAUGACGAAUUGUCUGUGGAACACGUGCGAUGUUUUCCACCACCAGUCCAUCCCACCUUAAACCAUCAGCAGCAUUACCACGCUCCGGAUGACCCGCGACCCUAGGGGUUCGUGAACCAAAGGAGUAAGAUUAAGAAAAAAGUAAUGUUUUAGCCGUAUAAUAAUUUAUCCUGUUUUAUAGUAUUGUUAAGUUAUAUUUGUAACUUUUAUAGACUUUUGUAAUUUAUUUAGUAAAAUUUAGGAGAUGCAUAUUAUCAAAACAUGUAUAUACUUAUAAAAAUAUAUUUAAUAUAAUAUCGUCAUAAUCGUAAAUUAAUAAAUCCACUUCUAAGCCA
This is a messenger RNA of Anthonomus grandis grandis, 4305 nucleotides long. RefSeq names its product cytoplasmic FMR1-interacting protein (gene Sra-1). NCBI's taxonomy places the organism in Eukaryota, Metazoa, Arthropoda, Insecta, Coleoptera, Curculionidae. Gene Ontology annotation, molecular function: RNA 7-methylguanosine cap binding; small GTPase binding. Gene Ontology annotation, biological process: cell projection assembly; axon guidance; regulation of actin filament polymerization. Gene Ontology annotation, cellular component: neuron projection; synapse; SCAR complex. The coding region runs from base 215 to 4075 and encodes 1286 amino acids. The record is from RefSeq and is a predicted model, not a curated record. The transcript has 15 exons.